Molecule: messenger RNA, 4326 nt
Organism: Adineta steineri
Lineage: Eukaryota; Metazoa; Rotifera; Eurotatoria; Adinetida; Adinetidae
Source: the annotation of a GenBank genome assembly
AUGUCUGCUGGUCCAUCAGCUGGUAGCAGUAAUGCUAUAAUGGUGCCAAUAUAUGAUAAAAUUCCUUUAUCGCAUUUACUCGAAGCAGCUGUACAAAAAACUUAUCAUGAAUUAUAUACAAUGGCAGAUGUUUUACAUAGUCAAACGAAUUUAGAACGAAAAAUUGAAUUAAUUAAAUUUGCAUGUCGUGCUCGACAAUUAUUUAUACGUAUUUUAGCAGUUGUUAAAUGGACAUCAACAACGGGAAGAGUAACAGCAUGUGAAGAUAUACAAAAUUUCCUUGAAAUUCGUGCUAGAUUAAUACGUCAAACAUCUGAUUCAUUAGCUCAAUUAUCACGUGAAAAAUUAAUUGGUGCUCGAGUGCCUAACUUUCCAGUAACUGAUGCUAUUGAUGCAUUAACACUUGGUUCAGUUAAUUUUCUACCAAAACGUAUAGCAGAAGUAGCAACAAAUGAUACACCAGCAACUGAAAAUGAACGUCAAAAAAUUCUACCACGCCUACAACAAAUUCUAAUAGCAAGAGUAUCAACUUCAGACUUACCGAUUCAAUUUACUGACGUAACAAUUAAAAAUGGAAUUGUAAUAUUAGCAGUUGAUGGAGAAUUUGAAGUCAGAUUAGGAAUUACCAAUGAUAAUUUAUCAUCUCCAUGGCAUGUAUAUCAAACAAAACUAUUUUUACGAGAUCCAGAAGAACCGGAACAUGAUCUUAUUCAUCCACUGCAGAUGCAAACAAUAACAAAUUUUAUUCAAAGUUGGCUGAAUGAUGCUGAAAAACCAUUAGUAGAUCUUUAUCGAUAUUUACAUUAUUUUUGUCAAUCAUUACGUUUACAAGUUCUAUUUGAACAAGCUCAUCGAAUACGUAAUCAAGGUGCAAAACAAAAAGAUUUACAUAUAUCUGGUUAUACUUCAUGUAAAAGUUUUAAUAUUGAAUAUUGGAAAGAAUAUAGUACGAGUAUCAAUAACAAUAUUAAUAGUAAUCAAUCAAAAAAACAAGUUAUUCAUGGAAAAAAUAUAGAUAUCGGUAUGACAAUUCUAUGUGAUGAAAAUGGCAAAUUUCAGAUACAACAUUGGCCUCCUUUACCUAUUGAUGAUAGUGUUGCAAUUUUACAAAUUUUAGAAAAACCCAUAUUUACAAUGGAAGAAAUUUUAAAUCGAACAAUUUAUGCACGUUGUCAACGUCGAUUUGAAGAAUUAAAAGAAACAAUCUUAUUAACAACUAUAGCAAAUAUUGAAAUUGAUUCUAUAAUACCUGCGUUAAAAUGUGGAUUUUUACCUGAUAGUACAUCAGAAGAAAUCUUAUUUAUAUCAAUUAGUCCAUUUUCGGGUUUAUUCAAAGUGGUUUCUUAUAUGGAAACUCGUUAUUCACAACAAAUUGAAAAUGCACUUAAUCGUGAUCAAACAAAUUUGAUUGAAUCAAUUAACCUAUUCAAAAUUUGGUUAAUUCAACAACGUAUUCCAUCACUUUUAGCUCAUCUAAAUUGUCGUAUACAUACACGUAUACCAUCACUGAAUCUCAAGAAUGAAUUACUUGUUCCAUUUAAUAAUAAUAGUAUUUAUAUUGAAUUAAUUCAUAAUGAAGGAUUCUUUAUUAUUGUUCAUAUAUCUGAUGUAAAUCAAUUAUUAAUUCAAUAUUAUUUAUUAAUUGUGGAAAAACGUUACUCAACACAUGAAUUACUAGUUCAACAACAAACAUCUAAUCAACAAACAACGACAACAGCAGCAGCAACUGCAACAACAGCAGCGACUACAACAACAGCAGCAACAACAACAACAGCAACGACGACGACGACGACGACGACGACAACACCAGCAACAACGACAAAUGAUGAAGGUGCUAAAUGGAUAUUAGAACCACUUGUAUUAUGUCCAUUAGAUCCAACAACAUUUUUAAGAAAAGAAUUAUUUCAAUUUAAAAGUACGUUUCAAUAUAAUAAAAUAAUAGAAAAUAAUGAUAAUGAUAAUGAUGAUAAUGAUGACGAUGAGAAUAAAAUUAGACAAGCUCAUUCAAUGUCAAUUGUAUCACUUAAAUCACUAGUCAAAUUCGUUAAUUAUUAUGAUGAAAUGCUUUCAUUGAUAUUUUUAAAAGAUGAUUUUCAACGUAAAAAAACAAUUUGUAAAAGUAUACUCUAUUGUACAUGGACCGGUAUUCCAUAUCUUGAUAUUGUUCGAACAUCAACUGAUGAUGAAUCAUAUUCGCUAAGUAAUGAACUUGUCGAUUAUAUAAAUGAUUAUUUUUGGCCUCGUAUUCAAUCGUGUACUAUUCGAUUAACUUAUACUUUACGUGAUUCAAAUCGUGAACAUAAACCUAUAGGACGACAAUGGAUUACUGAUUUAAAUUUAUUUAAUAAUAAUUAUUUUCAUAAUGCUUUUAUUAAAACUCCAUAUUAUUCUGUUGUUGUUUAUACUCAACUAUCGACAAAACCUUAUUCAAAAGUUGUUGAUUUUAUUCUUAAUGAACUUCGAACGGCAUUUGAAUUAACACAUUUAUUUGAAAAUUAUUCAUCAUCUCUAUUAGAAUCAAUUGAUCUUCAUGCAGUUUCAAAAUUAAUUUUAUUUAAUUUUUUUAAAUGUAUAAUUCAUUACGGACCAGAUUUUGCUUUUUCUGUAACAUUAACAUCAAAAAAUAAUCAAAUUCAACAAGAAUUAAAUUCAAAUAAUGAAAGAACAUUUGAUAUACGUUUUUCAACAAUGAAAGACACAUUUUUAACAACAUAUCAUCAUAUAUUAAAUAGAAAAUUAACAUUAUUUUUAAAUCAAACACAUUCAUUAAGACAAUUUAUACGAUUGUUAUAUAUGACAGCAAUUCCAAUAUCUUCAAUUGCUCGAUUAGAUUGUUUUAAUCGACCAAUUGUCUUUGUUUAUCAGUGUGGUUGUCCUCAACCGAUUCUAACAUUUGUUCCAUAUACUGAAUCUCGAUGGCGUCUUAUAUUUGGUCAAAUAUUUGCACUUGAUAUACAAAUAUGUGGUCCUAAUUUAAUACUUGUUCGUGAUGGUUCAUUUAGUGUACAAUUAAAUAGUUCAUUACCUGAGCUUUCACCAAUACCUCGACUUAAGGAAUUUCUAUCUACAUAUGCUGAUGAUCGUGGUUUAACAUUUGAAUUUUCUGAUAUAACUGACAAUUUUCAUAAACAAGAUUUUAUUUUACCAGAAAUGGAAAUAUCUCAUUCAUCUUCAAAUUUAUUCAAUCAUACAACAAAUAAUUCCACAUUACAUGAUUCAUUGAUGGAUACAACAACAGAACCACCUGUUCUAUCACCGAGUGAUAUUUAUGAUGUUAUGCUCCGAGAAACAUUACCUAUUACUACUUCAAACACUCGAACAGAUCACACUGAUGAUCAACAAUCACCAAUUUUAUAUACUUAUAAUCAUGAAUUAUUAACAAAAACGAAUUAUCCUGUAUAUAUGAGUCAACAAACAUUUUUUCGAAUGCUUUAUACACCUAAUCGACAUCAAUGGUCAAAAUUUGAAUCAUUUCUUGCAUCAUCUAUUCUUAUACGACAAUUUGCUAAAGCUGUUACUGAACCUUUUGAUGCAAAUAAUAUAACUGUACGAUCUGUACCAAAUGAAUUAGAUACAUAUCGACUAGAUCAUUUAUCUCUUCAAAUAGUAUUUACAUUUGAUAUUCCGACAGGAAUUUAUCGAAUUAAUUUUACUUCAUUAUUUGAUCCAUCACAACAACAACAAUCAAAUAUAUUUUGGUCACCAGAUGAAAUUCAAAUAAUGGAUAAAUUUUUUAAUGAAAAUUUUUUUCCAAUAUCACCAUUAACGAAUUCAACUACGCCAUCAAUUGAUAUAUUAUCAUUACAAGCAUCUCAAAAUUUAAAUACAGCUAUGGGUUCAUUUGAACGAAUGCUUUCGAUAACCCGUCCUCGAAUAUUAAAAGACUUAGUUCAAAUUAUUGCACUUGCUCAGAAUCCUGAAAGUCAUCAUCUAUGGCGUGCACGUUGGUGUUUAACAAUUCCACCGGGUAAUGGUUUUAAUCAAGCUGGUCAACCGGCAAUUUAUUAUCACUCUAGACAAUCAUCAUUUCUUUUUAUGUUUCAAUUUAUUUCUCGAAUAAAUCAAAGUGAAAUUCAAAAUAAUAGUAAUAAUACUUCAACAUUUAUUGUUUCAUUAAUGUAUGAUAUAAAUAAAAAUCAAACAACUUUAUGGGAUGGUUCAUAUAAACAAACAUCUGUGGGAAAUGAAUCUAAAUAUCAAGCAAUAACAAAAAUUUUAAACACAAUCAAAGAAACAAUUAAUAAAAAUGAAUGUUCAUUAUAUCCAACAAUUCUUGAAUUAAUUACUAAUUUAAAAGUUCCAUUAACAACUAAUAAUGCAUCGUGA